Messenger RNA from Hansenula anomala, 558 nucleotides. RefSeq names its product peptide-methionine (S)-S-oxide reductase MsrA. The transcript has a single exon. NCBI's taxonomy places the organism in Eukaryota, Fungi, Ascomycota, Saccharomycetes, Phaffomycetales, Wickerhamomycetaceae. Gene Ontology annotation, cellular component: cytoplasm. The coding region runs from base 1 to 558 and encodes 185 amino acids. Gene Ontology annotation, molecular function: peptide-methionine (S)-S-oxide reductase activity. The record is from RefSeq and is a predicted model, not a curated record. Gene Ontology annotation, biological process: cellular response to oxidative stress.
AUGUCUGUGAUAUCUCCAACUAUCAAGUAUGAUCCUUCAAAGAACGAUAUAAUCACUUUUGCAGGUGGUUGUUUUUGGGGUACUGAACGUUUGUUCAAACGGUUUUAUGGCCAUGGUGUUGAUGGGUUAAAAGUUGGUUAUGGUAUUGGUCAAGUUGACGAUAAAGAAUCAUUGAGCUAUGAACAAGUUUGUUCUGGAGAAGCUGAUUAUGCUGAAGUCUUACAAGUGUCAUAUCAUAAGGGAGAUCAAGCCAUAUUGAAAUCAUUGUGUGAAUUUUUUUUCAAAGUUCAUGAUCCAACAAGUUUGAAUUCUCAAGGUGAUGAUCAUGGAAGACAAUAUAGAUCUGCUAUUUUUUAUCAUGAUGAAUCUCAAAUCCAAGUUAUAAAUAAUGUUAUUGAAGAGUUUCAACCAAAAUGGGAUAAUAAAAUAGUCACUGUGGUGGAGAAAAUAAUGAAAUAUUUUGAUGCUGAGGAUUAUCAUCAAGAUUAUUCAGAAAGUGAUUUGGCUAAUGAAAAGAAUUGGAUUCCUUGUGAAACUCAUUUUGUUAGGGAAAUUUAA